AUGAUUGUCCUUCACUGGUUAGCAGGACCGGCUACUCGUUGGAAAACAUUUGUAGCCAAUAGGGUAACAAAAAUACGGGAUCUCAUUCCUAAUGCACAAUGGCUUCACAUUCCUUCUAAUCAAAAUGCAGCCGAUUGUGUUUCUCGAGGUCUUCGACCUAAGGAUUUUAUCCAACAUAAGAAUUGGUUGUUUGGGCCGGAUUGGUUGAAUGGUCCUAUAUCAACUUGGCCUGCAAAAACGGUUGAACCUUCCGGAGAUAUUGAUCAAGAAAGAAAAGCUAACGCUCUAAUAGUAAAGAGUGUCAUACCACCGAUCAAUCCUUUAUAUGAAUUAACGCAAAAAUUUUCUAAUUGGUGCAAACUUGUAAGAAUUUUCGCUUAUAUAUUGAAGUUUUGUAAAAUUAUAACAAAUCGAAACCGACUUUUGACUUCAGAUUUGAAACAAGCCGAGGUUAUUAUUAUUCGUUUAGUCCAAGAACAUCAUUUUCCCGAAGAAUUCAAACUAUUAACGAACGGAAAGUCUUGUUCGAAAAAGUUUUGCCGACUAAAUUUGGUUUUGGAUUCUAAUAAUUGUUUACGCGUUAAAGGUAGAUUAGGAUUAACAACUAAUAACAAUCCACUUCUUUUGCCAAAAAAAGACCAAGUAGUAAAUUGUCUCAUAGAUUACUACCAUAUUAAUAAUUUACAUACUGGAUCAAACUUAGUAUUAUCUUUAUUGAGGCAAAAAUAUUGGAUCUUGUCGGCUCGUGCAAUAAUUCGUAAUCGUCUUAACAAGUGUAUAACUUGUUUUCGACAGAAUCCGAAACCCAUUUUUCCAUUCAUGGGCGACUUACCAGUACCGCGCAUAACAGCCAGUAGAGCUUUCCUAAACGUCGGCGUUGAUUAUGCAGGCCCUUCAAUAUCUCCAUGA
Ctenocephalides felis (cat flea) is the source of this 909-nucleotide messenger RNA. RefSeq lists its product as uncharacterized. The record is from RefSeq and is a predicted model, not a curated record. The coding region runs from base 1 to 909 and encodes 302 amino acids. The transcript has a single exon. NCBI's taxonomy places the organism in Eukaryota, Metazoa, Arthropoda, Insecta, Siphonaptera, Pulicidae.